This is a messenger RNA of Drosophila persimilis, 1723 nucleotides long. RefSeq names its product protein disulfide-isomerase A6 homolog (gene CaBP1). Gene Ontology annotation, molecular function: protein-disulfide reductase activity; protein disulfide isomerase activity. Lineage: Eukaryota; Metazoa; Arthropoda; Insecta; Diptera; Drosophilidae. Gene Ontology annotation, cellular component: endoplasmic reticulum lumen. The record is from RefSeq and is a predicted model, not a curated record. The transcript has 2 exons. Gene Ontology annotation, biological process: response to endoplasmic reticulum stress. Bases 164 to 1477 code for a protein of 437 amino acids.
GCCUCGCAUUCUACACGUAUUUCUUAAAGAAGUGAUUAACAGGCAGCGGAGCAUUGGUUUGAUAAGCACAACCGAAAAGUGCCAAUAGAAUCCUACGUUAAGUACAACUUUAGGGACACGUAAGCUAAGACCGGCAUAUUCCAUCUAAAGAAGAAGAGAAGCAAUGAGACAGCUGUCGAGCCUUUUGUUGUUGGCAUUCAUUGCCAGCGGCAGUGUCAAUGCCUUCUAUUCGCCCUCCGAUGGCGUCGUGGAGUUGACGCCCUCCAAUUUCGAUCGCGAAGUCGUGCAAGAUGAUGCCGUCUGGAUUGUGGAAUUCUAUGCCCCGUGGUGCGGCCACUGCCAGUCUUUGGUGCCGGAGUAUAAGAAGUUGGCCAAAGCCCUGAAGGGCGUCGUCAAGGUGGGCUCCGUCAAUGCCGAUUCCGACAGCACCCUCAGCGGCCAGUUCGGAGUACGUGGCUUUCCCACCAUCAAGAUCUUUGGCAGCAACAAGCGUUCGCCCACGGACUUUAAUGGCCAGCGCACAGCUAAGGCAAUUGCGGAGGCGGCUCUUGCCGAGGUAAAGAAGAAGGUGCAAGCAGCUCUGGGCGGCGGAAGCAGCGGCGGCGGUGGCGGAAGCAGCUCAUCCAGCGAUGAUGAUGUCAUUGAAUUAACCGAAGAUAACUUCGACAAGCUGGUGCUCAACUCAGAUGACAUUUGGCUGGUGGAGUUCUUCGCGCCGUGGUGCGGACAUUGCAAAAAUCUGGCACCCGAAUGGGCCAAGGCUGCCAAGGAGCUCAAGGGCAAGGUGAAGCUGGGCGCCUUGGACGCCACCGCCCACCAGAGCAAGGCGGCCGAGUACAAUGUUCGCGGUUAUCCGACAAUCAAGUUCUUCGCUGCCGGCUCGAAGAGUGCCAGCGAUGCUCAGGAAUAUCAGGGUGGACGCACAGCCUCGGACAUUGUCAGCUGGGCCAGUGACAAGCAUACGGAGAAUGUGCCCGCUCCCGAGCUGGUAGAAAUCACCAGCGAAUCCACCCUAGAUAGCACCUGCGAGGGCAAGCCCCUGUGCAUUAUCUCUAUUCUGCCACACAUUCUAGACUGCGAUGCCAAGUGCCGCAACAAGUUCCUCGCCACACUGCGCACCCUGGGCGAUAAGUACAAGCAGAAGCUGUGGGGCUGGGCCUGGGCUGAGGGUGGCCAGCAGCCGGCUCUGGAGGAGUCCCUGGAAGUUGGAGGCUUUGGCUAUCCCGCUCUGGCAGUAGUUAAUUUUAAGAAAAUGAAGUUCUCAGUGCUGAAGGGCUCCUUCUCCAAGGACGGCAUCAACGAGUUCCUACGCGACAUCUCAUACGGACGCGGUCACACGGCUCCCGUGCGUGGCGCCAAGAAGCCCACGAUUGCCAGCGUCGAUCCCUGGGAUGGCAAGGAUGGCCAGCUACCCACCGAAGAGGACAUCGAUCUGAGCGACAUUGAUCUGGAUGAUGAUGUCAAGGAUGAGCUCUAGAGCGGUCUUCUCUCCCAUCACUCUACCAUCAAGACUGCAGCCUAAGCUCAAAAUUUCCACACCUAAUGAACACAUUUCUAACGAAAUACUGCAUUUUGAAACGAUAUAAGGAACUUCAUAAGUCAGCCAUCGUAUCUUAAUAUAAAUAAUUAUUAUCUAUUAGCUUUUUCUACUACUUUCCUCAUACUAGAUCUAAAUGAAUUGAAACCAGCGAACAUGAGAAUUGUGUACCAUGAAAUGAAUAAA